AAAAAAAAAGCGCAUCACUCUUCCUCUUAGGCUUUAGCGUCUCAGCCCUAAGACCCUAGCCGUAUCUAUAAACCCUAAUAUUGGACCGGGAACCUCUAUUUCUCUCCGCUUUCUAUCGACGCAGCCACUCAUCUCAUUGUCUCCAGCAACGACAGCCAUUUAACUCUGAUUUCUGAUUGGUCUAGGUCUUAUUAAAAAUGGAGGGCUCAGUCGAUGAAAAGGAGAAAGCAGUCUUGGGUUCGGUGACAGGCUCCCCUGCUGCUGGAGAAACUGUCAGCAAAAAUGCACUCAAGAAGGAAUUGAAGAAUAAGCAAAGGGAAGAAGAAAGGCGGCGCAAGGAGGAGGAGAAGGCAAAACAGGCUGCUUCUAUGGCAGAUUCCCGCAGCAAGAAAUCUGCAGCAGCUGACGAUGAAGAUAUGGAUCCAACGCAAUACUUCGAAAAUAGACUGAAGUAUCUUGCAGCUCUGAGGGCAGCUGGUGAAGAGCCAUAUCCUCACAAAUUCCCUGUUACAAUGUCUAACCCUGAAUAUGUAGAGCAGUAUAAAAACAUAGGCAAUGGGGAGCAUCUUGAGGAUGUUACUGUAAAUUUGGCUGGGCGUAUCAUGAGCAAACGCUCAUCUUCUUCAAAGCUAUUCUUUUAUGAUUUACAUGGUGGUGCUGCUAAAGUCCAAGUUAUGGCUGAUGCUAGCAAGUCGGAUUUGAAUGAGGAAGAAUUUUCUAGGUUCCAUUCGACUGUGAAGCGUGGUGAUAUUGUUGGUGUCAAGGGGUUUCCAGGGAAAACUAAAAGGGGGGAGCUAAGUAUUUUUCCAAGAUCGUUUAUAGUCUUAUCCCAUUGUCUCCAUAUGAUGCCAAGGCAAAAGCCUAAGGCUGGUUCUGUGUCUGACAAUGCCAAUUUGAAGAAAGAGGAGGCUUGGGUCCCAGGAUGUACCAGGAAUCCUGAAACAUAUAUUUUGAAAGACCAGGAAACUCGUUAUCGGCAACGCUAUUUAGAUUUGAUGUUGAAUAUGGAGGUUCGACAAAUUUUUAAGACAAGAUCUCAGAUCAUUUCAUAUAUUCGGCGCUUUCUUGACAGUCGUGAUUUCUUGGAGGUUGAAACACCAAUGAUGAAUAUGAUUGCUGGUGGAGCAGCUGCCCGUCCGUUUGUGACCCAUCACAAUGACCUGAACAUGAAGCUAUUCAUGCGCAUUGCGCCUGAGCUCUAUCUUAAGGAGCUUGUUGUUGGUGGACUUGACCGUGUUUAUGAGAUUGGAAAGCAGUUCAGAAAUGAGGGCAUCGAUUUGACGCAUAAUCCUGAGUUCACCACCUGUGAGUUCUAUAUGGCUUUUGCUGACUACAAUGACUUGAUGGAACUCACUGAGACAAUGUUGAGUGGGAUGGUAAAGGAACUUACAGGCGGAUAUAAAAUUAAAUAUCAUGCAAAUGGGCUGGAUGAGGAUCCAAUUGAGAUUGACUUCACUCCACCUUUCAGAAGGAUUGACAUGAUAGAAGAAUUAGAGAAGAUGGCGAACCUCAAUAUUCCCAAGGACUUUUCCAGUGAUGAGGCCAACAAAUAUUUGAAAGACGUAUGCACGAAGUAUGAGAUCAAAUGUGCCCCUCCUGAAACAACAGCGCGUUUGUUGGACAAACUUGUAGGACACUUCUUGGAAGAGACUUGUACAAAUCCUGCUUUCAUCAUUAACCACCCUGAGUUAAUGAGUCCUUUGGCAAAGUGGCAUAGAACGAAGAAAGGCCUUACUGAGCGUUUUGAGUUAUUUAUUAACAAGCAUGAACUCUGCAAUGCAUACACUGAAUUGAAUGACCCUGUGGUACAACGCCAGCGAUUUGCUGAGCAGCUCAAGGAUCGGCAAUCUGGUGAUGAUGAAGCAAUGGCUUUGGAUGAAACCUUCUGUACGGCUCUUGAGUAUGGGUUGCCUCCAACAGGCGGUUGGGGAUUGGGUAUUGAUCGGCUAACAAUGUUGUUAACUGAUUCACAAAACAUUAAGGAGGUUCUUCUCUUCCCAGCCAUGAAACCUCAAGAUGAGCCAUCUGCUAAAGGCAAUGCAGGAGCUUAGGAAAUUUUCAAAAUUCUGAAACCCAGAGCUCUCAUCCCAGAAAGUUGGCAUGAACCUUUGAUCGAUGUGAUUUCCGUCAUAACUGAAUUUCUUGGGGAUUUUGUCACUUUUUAUGGGUCGAAAUACCAUCCAUCCUUGUUAAUUCAGUUUACUAAUUGUGUAAUUCUUCAUAUAUCUUUUUAUUUUAAGUUUUUGGCAAAUUCAAAAUAUCAUGUGAAAUUAAAUGAAGAAUCAAGUUAUUAGAACUGUUGUUGUCUCUCUCUCAUAUAUUUAUGCAUAAUUGGGAGUUUGGAGAAAAACUCUUGAAACUCUUAUAUUUUCUUA
Quercus robur (English oak) is the source of this 2375-nucleotide messenger RNA. RefSeq names its product lysine--tRNA ligase, cytoplasmic-like. The record is from RefSeq and is a predicted model, not a curated record. Gene Ontology annotation, molecular function: tRNA binding; lysine-tRNA ligase activity; ATP binding. The coding region runs from base 198 to 2051 and encodes 617 amino acids. NCBI's taxonomy places the organism in Eukaryota, Viridiplantae, Streptophyta, Magnoliopsida, Fagales, Fagaceae. The transcript has 18 exons. Gene Ontology annotation, biological process: lysyl-tRNA aminoacylation. Gene Ontology annotation, cellular component: cytoplasm; cytosol.